GUUGUAGCUGUUGCUAUGGUGACAUCAGUCAGAUUGGCUCCGCCUCUUCCUCUGAUCUUUCUGCUCAUGAUUCACGGGGUUUCUAGUGUUGAUUGGGGUGUGAUUUACAGUCCUACACACAUCUGUGCAGUAAACAACUCAACUGUGAUAAUGAGAUGCACUUAUAAAUACCCUACUGGAUAUAAGAUCAAGAAAGUGUUCUGGACAAAAACACUGGUAAGAGAUAAUGUUGAGCCUCCAGAUCUGUCUAAUGACACUGAAUACAGUCAGAGGCUUCAGUAUCUGGGAGAUGAACAGCAGGACUGCACCGUCAGACUGAGUCAUGUGACACUGAAGGAUUCACGCAUGUACUAUUUCAGAUUCAUCACUGAUAAAGAAAAAUGGAUUGGUGCUCCAGGAGUGUCUCUUACUGUCACAGAUCUUCAGGUGGAGUCUCCUGAGAGAGUGACAGAGGGAGAUUCAGUCAGUCUGACAUGUAAAAGCAGCUGCGCUCUGACUGACAGAGCAACAUUCAUCUGGUACAGAAACUCACUGAAGAUAUUAACUGAGAGUAAAUUCAGGAACACACUCAUCCUCAAUCCAGUCAGAAGAGAGGAUUCAGGCAGAUAUAGCUGUGCUGUAGACGGACACACACACGUCUCUCCUGAUGUUCACCUCAAUGUCAUGUACCCACCAAAGAGCGUCUCAGUGUCCAUCAUCAGUCUAUCUGGUGUAAUAGUGGAGGGAGAUUCAGUGACUCUGAUCUGCUUCAGUGACUCAAACCCUCCUGCAGGAAUCCACUGGUUUAAAGGAGGAACGAUUGUAGGAUCUAGAAGAAUCUUCAGCAUCUCAAAGAUCAGAUCUGAUGACAGUGGAGAAUACAAGUGCAAGUCCAUCAAUGAACAUGGAGAGAAAUACUCUGAUAAUGUGACUUUAAACGUCAUGUAUCCUCCCAGGAGCGUCUCAGUGUCCAUCAUUCAGUCCGGUCAGAUCUGGGCAGGAGAUUCAGUGACUCUGAAGUGCAUCAGUGACUCAAACCCUCCUGCUGUGAACUUCAGCUGGUUUAAGGAGAAUGAAAGCUCAGCUGUUGGAUCUGGACAGAGUUUCAGUGCACUACAGAGUGGACGCUUCUACUGUCAGGCUCACAAUCAACAUGGAUCUCAGAGAUCAGACGCUGUAACUGUCACAGUGAAAUAUUGGAGGAUAUAUCACAUUGCAAUCGUAGCAUCAGUUUGUGGAGUUGUAGCUACUGGCAUCAUUGUGUUACUAACCUGCUGGAAGAAACUGCACUCCAAGUCCACCACAAACAAUUCUGAUGGCAUAAGCAUGAAGUCUGAAAAUAAACAGAUUUCAUAUGUGUAUGAGAAUGUGGGGGCUGUUCAUCCUCGCACCAACGCUCCUAAAAUGACCUUCCCUCUGUAUGAGAAUGUAACAAUUUAUGAGAAUUGUACCGCUAACAGGAAAAUGCCAUAGUGGACGAUGGCACAC
Pimephales promelas (fathead minnow) is the source of this 1467-nucleotide messenger RNA. NCBI's taxonomy places the organism in Eukaryota, Metazoa, Chordata, Actinopteri, Cypriniformes, Leuciscidae. The record is from RefSeq and is a predicted model, not a curated record.